Molecule: messenger RNA, 152 nt
Organism: Paraglomus occultum
Lineage: Eukaryota; Fungi; Glomeromycota; Glomeromycetes; Paraglomerales; Paraglomeraceae
Source: the annotation of a GenBank genome assembly
GGUUUGUCGUACUUUCCUACUGUGAAAGCGCCGUAAAUAGACCAACACGCUGUGAAUGGAAAAAUCAUAGUGAUGAAGAAUCUGUGAAACGUGAUGCUUCUGAUCAGGGGGAUAAACAAACGCAAAAUGACGAUCCAAUUAUAUAUUUUUAG